AUGGUGAGGCACAGGGCCAAUGGUGAGGCACUGGCGUACAGUAGGGUGGAUGGUGUGCGUUGGGGAGUGUGUGUGCAAUCCGCAACCCACUUGGAUUGUUCUAGAGAGUUUGAAGGAUUGCGUGUGGUGCAAUGGGAUGUGCAGGUGCGAUGGGAUGUGCAGGUGGGGCUGGGCAAGCCAGUGUUCAUCCUGCCGGGCAAGGGACCUCAGUUCACGGCACACUUUGCCGAGGCACAGACCCGUCUGCUGGGAAAAUCUGUUGUUCUAUUAAAUUCCCCUGAAGAACUGGGGGCAACUGCUGCAGCAACAAUGGCAGAUGCAAGGGCUCUCCAAAAGAUUGCAGCAAAUGGAAGGAUACGAAUGGGUGGGCCGGGUGGAGCAAAGCGGAUAGCAACGGCUGUACUGGAUGCUUUGCUUUGGUGA
Closterium sp. Yama58-4 is the source of this 423-nucleotide messenger RNA. Lineage: Eukaryota; Viridiplantae; Streptophyta; Zygnematophyceae; Desmidiales; Closteriaceae. The record is from the annotation of a GenBank genome assembly.